CAUCCCCUUUAAGGCAGGGUUUUGUGUCGGAGACCCAGAAAGGCCGGCAGUGGGGCCAUGGGGCGCCGGUGGAGCCUGGGUCUGGGGUGGCUGCUCCUGUUGGCGGUGGCUGCCUACUUCCCGGAGGAGCGCUGGAUGCCGGAGUCCCCCGCCAGGCCUCCCCGGGUGCUGCUGGCGCUGCUGGCCCGCAAUGCGGCUCACUCCCUGCCGGCGGCGCUGGGCUGCCUGGAGAGGCUGAGGCACCCCAAGGACCGCAUCGCCCUCUGGGUGGCAACUGAUCACAACGUGGACAACACGACAGCUGUGCUUCGGGAAUGGCUAACAAAUGUUCAGAGCAUGUAUCACUCUGUGGAGUGGAGGCCCAUGGACAAACCCUGGUCUUAUCCAGAUGAGGAAGGCCCCAAGCACUGGUCCAAUUCCCGUUACGAGCAUGUCAUGAAGCUUCGUCAGGCGGCUUUGCAGUCGGCACGGGACAUCUGGGCUGACUACAUCCUGUUUGUGGAUUCAGAUAAUCUUCUGACAAACCCUGACACCUUGGGCCUUUUGAUAGCUGAGAACAAGACUGUGGUGGCCCCCAUGCUGGACUCACGGGCAGCCUAUUCAAACUUUUGGUGCGGGAUGACCUCACAGGGCUAUUACAAGCGCACGCCUGCUUACAUCCCUAUCAGGAAACGUGACCGCAAGGGUUGCUUCACUGUUCCCAUGGUGCACUCCACUUUCCUCAUCAACCUGCAGAAAGAGGCCAGCCAGAACCUGGUUUUCUACCCACCCCACCCAGAUUACACUUGGGCAUUUGAUGACAUCAUUGUCUUUGCCUUUGCCUGCAGGCAGGCUGAAGUCCAGAUGUAUGUGUGCAACAAAGAGGUGUAUGGCUUCCUACCUGUGCCUCUGCGGUCCCACAGCACCCUGCGUGACGAAGUGGAGAGCUUCAUGCACGUGCAGCUGGAGGUCAUGGUUAAGAACCCUCCAGUGGAACCUUCCCGAUAUCUGUCUGUCCCUCCCAAAGUCCCAGAUAAGAUGGGUUUUGAUGAGGUCUUCAUGAUUAAUCUGAAGCGACGGACAGACCGCCGAGAGCGAAUGCUACAGACCUUGUAUGAACAGGAAAUUGACUGCAAAAUCAUUGAGGCUGUGGAUGGGAAAGCAAUGAACAGCAGCCAGGUAGAAGCCAUGGGCAUCAAGAUGUUGCCAGGUUACAAGGAUCCAUAUCAUGGGCGUCCACUCACCAAGGGGGAAUUGGGUUGUUUCCUCAGCCAUUAUAAAGUUUGGCAAGAGAUUCUUGAAAGAAGCUUGGAAAAGUCAGUGGUGUUUGAGGAUGACCUCCGUUUUGAAAUCUUCUUCAAACGCCGCAUUAUGAACCUCAUCUAUGAGUUGGAAGAGGAAGGCCUGGACUGGGAUUUGAUCUACAUUGGCCGGAAACGCAUGCAAGUAGAACAUCCAGAGAAAGCUGUGCCCCACGUCCGCAACCUGGUAGAAGCCGACUACUCCUACUGGACGCUGGCUUAUAUCAUUUCCCUCCAGGGUGCCAAGAAGCUACUGGAGGCUAAGCCCCUUUCCAAGAUGUUGCCUGUGGAUGAGUUUCUCCCUGUCAUGUUUGACAAGCACCCUGUUUCCGAGUACAUGGAGCACUUUGAGAACCGGAACCUGCUGGCCUUCUCUGUUGAACCCUUGCUGGUCUACCCAACGCACUACACGGGUGAUGAUGGCUACAUUAGUGACACAGAGACCUCUGUGGUGUGGGAUAAUGAGAACGUCAAAACUGAUUGGGACCGGGCUAAGUCCCAGAAGAUGAAGGAACAGCAGGAGCUGAGUAGUGAAGCCAGGAACACUGAUGUGCUCCAGUCCCCUCUUGACAGCACAGCCCGCGAUGAACUAUGACCCUGUUGAGAGCAUAGACAGAGCUGGGGUGUGUGGGGUGGGGAAAGGGAGAGGCUGUUGGGGAGAGAGCAACGGAUGUGAGCAUGGUGUGAAGAAAGAGCUUUUCCCCUCACGAAUUGAGGGUGGAGAUUUCAGCUGUGGGAUUUGCUUCUUCUGUCAUACCUUGUGGCAAGGCCUAAGGGUAAACUUCACUCCUGGUGGCAUGGGGAGCUCAAUAUGGAAAUGGUUGAGUUUGCUCAUCCUGCCAUCAUCACCUCUUCCUUUAAGAAAACGGUGCAAAUGAGGCCUUAGCUUAUGUAUUUAUGUAAGAGAAGUUUUAUUCUCUGAAUAAUCGGUACCUUAUAGGAAACCCUCUAUCUGCUGUGAGGAGGUGAUGGUGUUGGGUUGUCCUUAAGAAGAGGGUCUGAGACCCAGCCCAGACUAACAGCCCCUGGUGUCAUAAUGCUCUGUGACAGGGGGGGAAAAAUCUUGGUGUACAGUUGAGACACUAGUUUGGUUAUUUUUAUAUAAAUUUUUUUACAAGUGACAACUUUGUGCUUUCUAUCU
Messenger RNA from Sceloporus undulatus (fence lizard), 2421 nucleotides. It is a transcript of the gene COLGALT1, whose product is annotated as collagen beta(1-O)galactosyltransferase 1. The transcript is spliced from 12 exons. Lineage: Eukaryota; Metazoa; Chordata; Lepidosauria; Squamata; Phrynosomatidae. The record is from RefSeq and is a predicted model, not a curated record. Gene Ontology annotation, molecular function: procollagen galactosyltransferase activity. Bases 58 to 1875 code for a protein of 605 amino acids.